UGACUCAGCAAGUGUCAUUAAUAACUUGGAGGAGGCAGAUAAAGUGCUAAACACCGUGUGCUCGCGGGGCACACGUCAUUACCCUGAGCGAACCGACGAGAGAGAUAUUCGAUAGAAGAGAUUCGCUGAUAUAUAUAUAUACAUCCCACGACCUUGUCAACGGCGGGAGUUUGUUUCGCGCGAUUGUGUGUACGGGAAGAGUGUCGAGCUGCAUCGCGCUUAGAAAUCCAGAGAGAUAGAUACGUCCGCGCUUUAAUAUCUGAGCGGACGAGAGAUAAUCUCGAAUCCUCGCGCACGUGACGGUGUCUCGAGCAAGUACGACAUACUGACUGUGACUGAAAAUCUCCUCUUUUCGUCCUCCUUUUCGAAAUAGAUUAAUUGUCCAUCACUUCGCGUCUAACAAUCGCUCGUUUUGAGGAUAAUCAUCUCAAAGUGUUCGAAGAGACACAAGAGUAAUUAUACUUGUCCAGAGAGAAAAGUAUACAAGAUAUACUACGAGGUACUGUAUAAUUUACGUACUGUAUAAUUUACAUACGCGUGUAAUAUAAAAAAUGAUAGUUCCGACGGGGGUAUAUAUUUUUUAUUCCUUUAAUAAUAACAUCGCGACAAUCACGUUUUUUUAUCGGAGCGGUCUAAAACUCGUCAAGACCAAGAUAUGUUUAAUCGAAAUGUAAACGGAGACACAUUGUGGCUCGCGGCAACUUCGCGCGAUCGCCAAGUGUCACGACAAUCCGUAAUGUACGCAUUAGUUGUGCUUUGACAUUCUCGUAGGUUAAUAAUUAAUUAACACAGAGCGAGAUAAAAUCGCGCGGCACGGGAAAAUUGAAAUUAUCGCGCGCGCCAAUCGGUAAGGACGAAUGAAUUUUUCAUGUUGUGUCGCGCGCGUACUUGGUACUCCGUUGCAUUGUGUGCGCGCGCGUACACUCGGUGUCGCCGAUGAUAACUCACGGACACGGCAGUUAACAACGCGCUAACGUACCUGAGAGUAGAGCUAGUUUUUCUUUUCGCUUCUUUUUUCAUUUUUCAUCUUUUGCUUCUCUCGCUUUUCUCGCGAACGACCGGGAUUAAUCGUUCAUUCGGACGCGAUUGUGACUCGCCGCGUCGCCUAACGUCAAAAAAAAUUCGGCCGUCACAAUCGAUCGAACAUCGCAAGAACAUGAAGAAGGUCAGGCUAAAACUUCGCGACAAAGUGUCGUACGAAAACGUGAAGUGCUGGAGCAUUCUGAAGAAACAGGCAGCCGAAUUUUGUCGCGAGACAGGAUUGCACGGCUACAAGUACAUCAGUCAAACUCAACGUUCGAAAGCGGAGCGGAUUAUUUGGGCGAUAGUGGUAUUCGCCUCGUUGUGCUGUUCCAUCAUCUUGAUGAUAAUGUCGUGGAAUUAUUACGCCGCCCAUCCCACUCUGACGGUCAUCGAGUCCACGCAUCAUGGAAUAUGGAAUUAUCCGUUUCCUGCGAUAACGGUCUGCAAUAUUAAUCGCGUGUCGUAUAAUUUGACUACACAGUUUGUCGAAAAUCUAAAAAUACCGGACAAUGUCUCGAAAGAAUACUUAAUUCAAGAGAUGCGGCUGUUGACCGAAUUGAUAGUGCCGGGAAUAUUCGGACACGACGUUCGAACGAAUCUCAGUAAUCUGCAGAAUAUUUUUGACAGCAACAACUUGAGCAUUCUCGAUGUGAUAAGUUUGAUAACGCAAAAUUGCAGUACCUUGUUGCAAUCGUGCAAGUGGAAGGGCAAACUCGAUCAAUGCGACAAGUACUUCAAACAAGUCUUAUCGCGGGACGGUCUGUGCUGUAGUUUCAAUUACUAUUCCCUCCCAGGCACGACGAUAGCAAACGAUCGGAUAAGUACUUCUGCUUGCGGAUUCGAGUCCGGUAUGACAGUAAUAGUGAAUCCGGAACCUAACGAUUAUCACGCCGCGAUUGUUGGAGGAUACGGAGUUAAGGUGUUGAUACAUUAUUCGUUCGAUUAUCCUAAUUUCAACGCCGCGCUUCAAUUGGUGCGACUGAACAGUCAGCAUUUUGUGAGCGUCAAUCCCAUCCAAAUGUACUCGAAUUCCAACGUGAGAAAUCUAGCGUUAUCCACGCGACGGUGCAUAUUCAGCGACGAGGCCGACGCGGUGCUGUACGCGAAUGUCAAACAGAAGAAUUUGACUUACGCGGAAUAUUCAUAUCACAACUGUCUCGCGGAGUGUCGCGCCACUAUCGCAAAAGCGAAAUGCGGCUGCAUCCCUUAUUACUUUCCGCAAAACGGUACCAAGGUGUGCGAUCUCAAAGACGUCUACUGCUUAAAGUCAUUUAAGUCACUUUUUGAUACUUCCUGGCCUUUGUUAGAAAAGAAUGAUAAUUUACCGAGGAACAUAGAAAAAAUCGACGGUGGACCUUGCGGAUGUAUACCGGAUUGCUCGCUGUUUCAAUAUCCCAUAGAAAGUUCUUUCGGAUCUCUCGAUUCAUCUAUCUAUUAUAACGAUGGCAGCUUCACGCAAAAUCCUCGUAACGCCAUCAGUAUAAAAAAUCACAGCAUAAUACAUGUGUACUUCAAUGACUUGGUCGCUUUUCAAUAUCGACGGAUACUCAAUUACAGUUGGCGCAAUUUAUUCGCGUCGUUUGGUGGUUUACUAGGACUGUUUGUUGGUUUCAGUCUCAUGACUGUUUUUGAAUUCUUGUAUUUUUUUGUGAUACGUGUGAUAGUUGACGCACGUGUCAAACGCAGCAAUAUACAAUAAUAUAUGUAAAUAUAUAAUAUAUAUUUAAAUCUUAUGAUUAAGACGUAUACAAUUAACUUGAAAUAUAUUUCCAGUAAAAAUUCUCUCGUAAAAAAAUAAAAUGUAAUAUAUAUGUAAUAUAUA
Molecule: messenger RNA, 2845 nt
Organism: Pseudomyrmex gracilis
Lineage: Eukaryota; Metazoa; Arthropoda; Insecta; Hymenoptera; Formicidae
Product: sodium channel protein Nach-like
Exons: 10
Coding region: 1157-2722 (521 amino acids)
Biological process (GO): sodium ion transmembrane transport
Cellular component (GO): membrane
Molecular function (GO): ligand-gated sodium channel activity
Source: RefSeq, a predicted model, not a curated record